UUAUCCAUUGACAUAAAGAGAAAAAUUAGAAAAAAUUAACUCAAAGAAAACUCAUAUAAUAAUUAAAUUAACAUAAUUCUUCCAAAAUUCUAAGUAACUUCUAUUGAAGAACAGUCGUCAAAUUCUAAAUAAAAAUGACCAGUGAACAGGAUGCAGAUAAAAAUUUACCUUCGGAAAAUUUAGAUGAAGGAGAGUAUGAGUUGGUUUACGGUACAGAAGAUGGUAUCUAUUCGCAGAGUGAUACGACCCAUAUGGGCGAAGAGGGCGAGGAAGCGACCGAAGAUAUAUUUUCAUACCUCGGCGAGUCAUCCGACGAUCCGGAGCAGAAGCGUCGCUAUAUGGAGUACCUGAGUUUAAUCAAAGAAAUCGAGUGUCAAAACCAAAUGGUCGAUGAUAUCAAAGCACAAAUUAUGGAGCUGUGCGCUAAGCCUUGUAAGACAAAAUGCGAAUUAAGGGAUAUUAAGCGGCUGCGCGUAUGCAUGGAGCAAGAGAUAAUAAAACUCCGUUGCUUGAUGAACAAGGCAAUGGAGUUGCAGAAUUUCGGUUCUAAACGACGUUACCACGAGAUACAACUCGCCACUACCAUCGACGAGGAUAACAUGGCGCCUUAUGCUGGCUGGACGCAACCGCAGGCGGCUACUUGGAAAGGUGGUGAGAGUAGUGAAACGGAUAAGUGUGCGUCGGCUGAACCAAAGGAUUCUAGAGAUGAGAAAGCUUUACGUUGUUUAUGCAAGGCAUUGGGCAAGAUGAAAAUCUGUUGCCCAGAGGAUAAAAAGCUUGUGCAGGAAAUUGCGGGCGCGUUGUUGGGACACAAAAAGAAGAAAAGUAUGUCUCCUUGCCCGCCACCAUGCCCACCCACACUGCCACCCUGUCGUGGAUCAUGUCCGCCAUUUGCUAAAUCUGCGAGAAAAAACAAGCAAGCCAAUCGACCCUGCUCCUCGGAAUCGAUGCCUUGCGCAGACUCUUUGGAGCGACUCAAGCAGAAAAUUACAUGUAUGCAAUCGUCUGUGUGUCAGCUAAAGCAGGAAAUAUAUCGACGUGAGCGUGAAAAGCAGCACGUAUGCGAACCGGAAGAGGAGAAGGAAGAUAUAUGUUCCGAGGAGCCUGAUCCCAUACAAUUUUGCUUAAGUAAACGUACUGCCAAGGCGGAUGAGAUGGCAAAGUUGAGGGAAAACUACCUACAUUUAUUAGCGGAAUUUUCCAAAAAAGAUUGUCAGCUGAAGGAAAUGGAGAAACGUCUCAAAGGAUUCUGUGGCAGCUGCAACAACAACAAUAACGGACAAGGGGAAGGACAAAAUCCAGAUCAUUCAGAACUCAUUGUGUUGCGACAACGUGUUGCUGACCUGAAGGAAGAGCAAACGGAAUUCAAAUGUCUUAUGAAAGAACAGUCGCAGCAAUUGGAAGAUUACCGCAAUAAGUAUCUCGUAGCACAGCAAAAAGUGGAAGAGCAAAGUGUGACACUCGACAAAUUAAAUAUGAACAAUAAGCGUAUCGAAAAGCAAAUCAACACCGAAGUUAAGGAGAUUCGUGCAAAGUUUCAGGAGAAACUCAACGAGCUGCUGCAUUUUCCCAAACUCUUAGAGAAUGAACAACUCAAAUUGGCUCAAGCCUGCAAGGAAAAGGAGGAAUUACAAGGAAAAUUGAUGCUUAUUUGCAAGGAGCUGAAAGCACUAAAGGCGCAACAUGAAUCACCAAAAGAGGAUACCGAUUGCCGUCCACAACUGAUGAAAUGUCAACUAGAGCUGGAGCAAUGUAAGGCACGUUUUGAGGAAAUGGAAAGACAACGAGAUCUCUUCUGUGAAAAGCUGAAGACCACACAAGACGACUUAGACACUUUGCGUUCGGAAUCUGCUAAAAUUAUUGCACGUACAAAGGAGCGCGCCGAGGCGACUAAAUGUCAAAUGCAGGAACAAAUCGAUCGUCUCGAAAAGGAAUUGGCGCAAUGUCGUGCUACUGCAUGUCUUUCUGUCAGCGAUCGUGAGGCUGUCAUACGCGAGAUGCAAGGGCAACUCAACACCCUUUCUUACAGUUUCGACGCAGCGCAAAAGCAAAUCAAAACAUUGCGCAACCAUAUUGCUUACGUCUCAAAUGAAAAUUGUUUCCCUGUGAAAUGCUAAAACGUUCAUUCAAAUCGUUCAUGCGUAGUAAAUGAAACAGCGUUAUUAUCAUAGCUAUCUACGGCUUUGUAGACAUGCUUAUGGCAUGUUUAUUGCUAUAACUUUCAACACGUGUGGAGUUCAUCGCCUCCAGCAUACAAUGAAAGCCGAAAUCGAAUUAACGGCAAAUACUGCCAAUUAAAGUGACUAACAUAAUUGGUCUAAUAACGUUA
Ceratitis capitata (Mediterranean fruit fly) is the source of this 2329-nucleotide messenger RNA. RefSeq lists its product as uncharacterized. Lineage: Eukaryota; Metazoa; Arthropoda; Insecta; Diptera; Tephritidae. Gene Ontology annotation, cellular component: centrosome. The record is from RefSeq and is a predicted model, not a curated record. Gene Ontology annotation, biological process: regulation of cilium assembly. Bases 135 to 2117 code for a protein of 660 amino acids. The transcript has 2 exons.